CAUCCUUGGAGAGACGCUGCGCAUUUUACGCACUCAGCGCGCCCGAUCCCUUCAUCAAACCAAAACCGUGAGGAGACUGUGGAGUCGGCGGAGUGCUUCCCGAUGCUGUAGCGACUCCGAUCCGUGGAAAAGUGUGGGAAUUAAUCCAUAAAGAGGCGUAUGAAUCGAGGGUUCCUGCUGUCUGACGCUGGAUUUGGACCAGUUUGCGGGGUUGUCUCCAGUCCACCUGCCACUUUUGGUAUUACUUUUGUUGAAGCAGCAGCUAGCAUUAGCAUCUAGUUUCUAGUUGUCCUCAGCUGGCUGUCCCCACUGGGAGUUAAUCAUUGGCAUCAGCAUUAGUCAGCUUGGGUUUGUUUUAGCUUUUUAUCACGUCAUCUACUUAGCAUCAAACCAUUAGCGUUAGUGUUGGUGGCUAGUUACAGUUAGCUGCCAGUAUGGAACGCAGUAGCUGGAGCGGCAGUGAGAGUCCAGGGGACGACAUGGAAAGACUGAGUGACUCAGGGGGGGAUAAGACCAUGGAUGGGGACCCUGAAGGGGUCUGGAGCCCUGACAUCGAGCAAAGCUUCCAGGAGGCCCUGGCCAUCUAUCCGCCCUGUGGAAGGAGGAAGAUUAUUCUGUCAGAUGAAGGAAAGAUGUACGGUCGAAAUGAGCUGAUAGCCAGAUACAUCAAGCUCCGAACAGGCAAGACGCGGACAAGGAAACAGGUAUCCAGUCAUAUCCAGGUUUUAGCCAGAAGAAAAUCCAGGGAGUUUCAAUCCAAAUUAAAGGACCAGAAUGCCAAGGAGAAGGCUCUGCAGAGCAUCUCCACCAUGUCCUCGGCUCAGAUCGUCUCAGCCACCGCUAUACACAGCAAGCUCCUGCCUGGAAUAGUACGGGCCAGCUUCCCCAGCAAUGCACAGCUGUGGCAGGGGAUGAUUCCUGGAGGACAGUCUAGCUCCGCCUCAGAAGAUAUCAAGCCGUUCUCUCAGCAAGCCUACUCCGUGCAGACAGCGGGGACCACCACAAUCUCAGGCUACGAGCCUCCCACUGCAGCCCAAACACACAGAGAGCCAGCGUGGCAGGGUCGCUCCAUCGGCACCACCAAACUACGACUGGUAGAGUUUUCAUCUUUCCUGGAGACACAGAGGGACCAGGAGGCAUACAACAAGCACCUGUUUGUGAACAUCAGCCAGAGCAGCCCGAGCUACAGCGACCCCCUGCUGGAGUGUGUGGACAUCAGGCAGAUCUACGACAAGUUCCCAGAAAAGAAGGGCGGCCUCAAGGAGCUGUUCGGAAAAGGCCCGCAAAACGCUUUCUACCUGAUCAAGUUCUGGGCGGACCUGAGUUAUAAUGUGCAGGACGACCCAGCAGCCUUCUACGGUGUCACCAGCCAAUAUGAGAGCUCAGAGAACAUGACCAUCACCUGCUCCACCAAGGUCUGCUCCUUCGGAAAGCAGGUGGUCGAGAAGGUGGAGACGGAGUACGCACGGUUUGAAAACGGGCGCUUUGUCUACAGAAUCAGUCGCUCUCCGAUGUGCGAGUACAUGAUCAACUUCAUCCACAAGCUCAAACACCUGCCUGAGAAAUACAUGAUGAACAGUGUGCUGGAGAACUUCACUAUUCUGCUGGUUGUGAGCAACAGAGACACUCAGGAGACCCUACUGUGUAUGGCAUGCGUGUUUGAGGUAUCUAACAAUGAGCAUGGAGCUCAGCACCACAUCUACCGACUUGUCAAGGAAUAACACACACACUUAGACACUCACGCACACAUAUGGCCUUUUGCUCUGUGAUUAAUGGUGACAUUGGAGGUAAAAUGUCUAAGAACUGAAUUCUACAAAAGUGUCUUUCAGCAAAACAACUCGACUUACUGAAGAAGAAAAUGGCUGCAUUUUCACUGCUGCUCACAAAACACCAUCACAAUAAUUGGGUAUUUUUUAUUUAACAGGCAUGAUGCCAAAUCCUCCUCAACAGGAGCAUUUCCACACAUCAAAUCCAACAUGAAUAUCCGAUGUUCAUUAGACGUACAAAGCAAAGUGGCAGUGCAGCCAUAGAAACACAUCAGAAAUCGACCUGGGUGGUUUUUCCCAAGAACACCGUGACUCUGAUAUCACCUGGAGAUGUCAUGUCUCCUGCUAAUUGGUUUCGUGCCCUCUUUCUCAAAGUAAAUUUGUAUUUUGCUAUUCUGUCGAUGGAAAUGAACGUGGUAUUUCUGUCAUGUGCUUUUGGGAAAGUCAACCCAGGGACAAAAAAAAAAAAUCUGAAUAUUCACCCCUGUUGACAAAAGUGUGUGUGUUAUCUGCCAUGAUACUGACGGACACUGAAGGUCAGACCCUGUGUAUCAUCAAUAACCAGAGCAGGAAAUAACACUACUGCAUUAUCAUAUAGUACAGUAUAGAGGUGUUUUUUGUACAGAUUGUCACUGCAAAUUGUGUGAGCUGCAUUCUUGCACAAAAAAGAGGUUUGUUCCCAAAGAAAAGAAAUCAAAUUUUUACCUUUUUGUAUGUUUUCUUUAAAAAAAAAAAAAGAAAGAGAGAAGAAUAACUUCUAAACUUUGGGAAAUUGUUUAUUGAUAGUAGCAUAUAGACUAUAUUUUAAUUCCAGGAACACUAUCUAAAAUGUAUGUUAAUAAGAGAGUAUAAUUGAAAUUGAGAAAUUCAGGUACCUUUUUGUGCAACAAGUGACUCUUCAUUAAGACUGAAUAAAUAAAUGAAUAAACAUGUUAAAGCUAUAAUCCUUACGAUUUCGAUUUGGGCUGUUUUGGGCCUAGUAACUAAUGCAUUACACACCCUGACACUUCUUCAUGGUCAAAGCUGCUCCAUGUUUUGUCACUUGAAUGCUUGUAUGAGAGUUAGUAGUGGACAGUGAGGCUGAUGUCAAUUAGAUAAAAUUACAAACAGCUAAAUUACACACAAAGGAAGCGAUUUAGAUCCAGCACGGCUCUGGUGGACUUUAACGUGUCCAUAUUGACAAAUGUAUUCAAGCCUGAAAUGUUUUUAGGUCCAUAUUUAAAUUGAAACUGCCCUGACCAGAAGCCAUGGCAACUAAAUGUAAUUUUAAGAAAAGUUGUUGAAGAGACAGCUGCCCUUAAUCAGUCCAGGACUUGUUCCUUCCAGUUAGAUGAGACAGUGUCAGAAUUAGUCAUUUAUGAAUCAAAAACCAAAAACUGCUGAUAAAGUGUACUGUAGCAGGUGAUGAUUGGUGGUUCGUCUGUCAUGCUCAGCAGCAUGAAGUGCCUUUGGUUGGUUUCAACAGUGGACAUUUUUAAUCUGUUUCAGAAAAUUCCUGAUAAUUUGGUGUUGUACAUGGUGUAUAGAAAGGUGUUUUAUUGAACAUAAUUAGGUAUCACAUGCUCCAGUUUUCAGUAUUUGAGGGCUUAUUAUCCAAAUCCAGAUUUAAUGGCUGUUUCUUGUUGUGAUUUGAAGUCGGCAGUAAACCAUCUUAAAGAAUCUUUAUUGUUCUUAUUUCACACAGAAUGUUAAAGGAACAGAUUUUAUUUUCCAUUUUAUGGCAACAUGCGUUUACAUUUGUGUAUUACAUGUAUUGGUUGUAUCGGUUAUAAACCACAACUCCAACUUAUGACUAGUAAGAAGACCAUUUUUGAUUUGUGUAUCAUGUAACAUCCCGGCUCUACAAUAGCUAAAAGAGGGGCCUCAUUGCAGAAACUUCCUAAGUCUGAAAUCCUAUUUUAUCUCACUUUGGAGUGACAUUUACAAUUUUUGGUAUUAUAGAAACAUAUUUUUUAACCAUAUUUAGGAAAAAAUCCUGUCAUAUCUUAGGAUAGUAAUUACAAAACUGCCCUGACUUAGGCAUUUCCCAAGUUAGGAAUCCUAAAUUAGGAAGGCAGAUACUGUUGGGUCCCAACAUGGGGGUCCUGAUCCCCCACUAGGAGUCUCCAGAAGCUUACAUUGAAGGGCGUAAGACAACUUUUUACAGAAAAUAUACAGUGGGCCUUUAUCUCAGCAUUUUAUCAAUUUCUGUGAAGAAGACUCAGUUCAGAUGAAUAUCCAAGAUACAAUUUUCGACCCUUGUGGACCGUAAAGAUCUAUUCUAUUCCAUUCUAUUUUCUUUUUAAAAAUCUCACAGGAAAAGGACACGAUGAAGAACUAAACAAAAGCUAUAUUUGCAGAGACUUCGCUUUCUGCAAAACAUCAGGGUGGCAGUGAAAAAAAUGAAUUAAUAUAAAUUAAAACUUAAAUGAAAUAAAAAAAUAUAAAAAAAAAACAUAGAAUACAGACAUAGAAUCAUAGAAAUAUCAGACAUACUCAUCUCUGAUGUAAUCUUAACAGGAAAUGCUCAGAAUUCAUCCAACUUGCUUGUUUUACACAAACCUCCUGCAGUUAUUGCAUUCACUAUUUUGGUCCAUCAUACAGUUUAUCAGUUGUUUCCUCCUCCGACUCAUAGCUAAAAUUGAAUGCCAAUCUUUUUUGGCCCAUGAUAGCAAGCAAACUGACCAGUAAGAGCCACUGAUAAAAUGCCCUUUCUAAAUUUAGUUGUCAUCUAGUAGUUUCUAAUCAAAGAUAGAGGCAUGGCAGGAAGAGUCCAUUGAAGAAUUUAAAGUUACAGUUAAGUAAAGAUAAGAUAGCAGACAAAUAAAACAAUUGUUUCUUUGAUUGGAAGAUUGAAUUUUUUUUAAUCUUUGCAACUUCAGAUAGGACAAUUUGUUUGGAUAUGUUUCUGUUAUGAGGUCCUAAAAGAACAUACUAAAGAACAUUAUUUGCCUUGAUUUAUACAACAAUAAACUUUCCUGUGCGAGCAGCUGGGAUGCUAUGCGGUGUCCAGAAUACCCAGUAAUCUAAAGAGAAAAACUUGCAAAAUUAGUGUGUUAAGGUCAACUUUGACCAUUUUACCAGACCUGAAAGGAGUCAUAUGCUCUUAAAGAUGACUCAGAUUUGACUGGCAUAGAACGACCAUCAGUCUUCCUUCUUUUUGCUAAGAUUUACCAUCAUCCAGAACCACUAUAUUUUGACUCCAUUUGUCGAAAGACUCUUGUGGGUGUCUUUUAGGUUUACAGCCACCUGUCCACAACAAAACGCAAUCCUUUCAACACCGUGGUGGUGAAUCAUUGUCAGGAAAAACCCUUUCAAAAUUCCCCUGCUUUCAACUUUUACAGAGUUUUGUCUCACACUGCAGUGGUUUACUGUUCACAGGCAGGCUACCAGACCUUUGCAGCUGAUUACUUACAUGUAACAUGUACAUGAAAACUUAACGCACGGCCUCAGAUGAGCUGAUUUUGCAAUAAUGACCCUCUGCCUGGACAUUUAUCUACCACCUGCUUACCAAAGACAGUCAUCACUUGACACAGAAUACAGAGGAAAAUGGAUUUAUUACAAGCUAGAGUAUCUUACAAGCUUCUGCCAAAAAGUAGUUUCAAACGCCUGUAGCUCAUGGGCUACACUGUAAAAUUGCACAAAUGUAAGUAAAAACACAACAAAAAAACAAAGUAAGGGACUGUACUUUACUUGUCAGAGUUGGGGGGCUGGCUGGGGCGUGAAACCAUUUUUCUUUAAUAUCCCUCCCAAGAGCUACUGAUAUUUUUCCUGGUUGGGGGAACAUCCAUGACCCUCCUUUCACCAUAGUAAAACAUAAUUUACAGUUUAAAUGAUGUGAUUCUGGAGAAAAUAUGCCUUUCAAACCCAAAUUUUAGGGUUACGAGCAUAAAAAAAACAAAACAAAAUACAACCAUUUAAUGUUUAAUCUCCCUCCCCUAAUAUCAAAACAUACCUCCCUCCCCAGUGCUUAAAAAAUAAUUUGAAGUGCCUCCCAUGUUAUAAUGAACAUUCCCUAAGCAAAAAGUAAUGGAAAUAGAGCUGCACAGAACCAGGUUUAGAAAGUGUACAUUUAACAUGUUUUUGUCUUUAAAGACAUUUUUUAAUUUGACCUUAUUAAAUAUGGACACCUCUUAUCAUCUUGGUUGACAGACUUGGGAAGGACACAGGAAAUGUAUUUAUUAAAAUGCCCCAAAUUUUUAUUAAACUCAACAACUCCAGGGCUUUAUUUUGUAACGUCCAAUUAUAAUCAACUGCAGAAUGUGCUCAAGCUAAAGCCACGCCAAAAUCAGUGUAUACACGUGUCCUAAAGGUUGCUUGUUACUAGUUUUGGAGUCAUUGUCUCCUGUGUUGUUAAUGUUGUCUUGUACUUGCAAGUUUUUUAAAAUCUUCUUUUCUGAACCACACGUGGCACAGAAAUCCUGUCUGUAAUCAGUUCCAAAAUGGCCUUGAAUCUUUUCGCUCUGGUGCAUGUGCAGCUGUAUGUGCACUGAGGGGUUUUUUGAUAAGGUGCUUUAUAUAAAGGUGACAAUAAUGUUUAUUACAGAUGUUGUGUAUAUCUUUGAUAUUCUAAUGUUUAUCCUAUUUUGUGAAGAAGAGAGUACAUUUAGGAAAAUCCAAGCGUUAGUCGUGUGUCUAUUGGUACUGCACAGGGUCUGAUCUUUGCUUUGUACCCCCCCCCGCCCCCAUGGCUAAAAGUAUGUUAGAUAUUUUCUAGCUUUGUAGAGACUUUGUACGCAUAUGCUAUUCAGUUUAAAUAAACGGUCAGUUCCAAACUGUGA
This is a messenger RNA of Plectropomus leopardus (leopard coralgrouper), 6526 nucleotides long. Its product is annotated as transcriptional enhancer factor TEF-1. Lineage: Eukaryota; Metazoa; Chordata; Actinopteri; Perciformes; Serranidae. Gene Ontology annotation, biological process: embryonic organ development; regulation of transcription by RNA polymerase II; hippo signaling. The record is from RefSeq and is a predicted model, not a curated record. Gene Ontology annotation, molecular function: DNA-binding transcription factor activity, RNA polymerase II-specific; RNA polymerase II cis-regulatory region sequence-specific DNA binding. Gene Ontology annotation, cellular component: transcription regulator complex.